AUGAACAACAAUAUUGUUCAGUUUGUAUUGUUAAUCUGUAUUCUUGAUUUGGCGAAGCUAUGUAUGCACGACGAUGAAGUGAAAUCAAUUGCGAGUUUUAAAUCUGCUUGCCCAGUUACAGUUGUAUCGUACGCAAAGGGGAAUCCCUACGUGAGAAAAUGUUUUCUGAAGCGAAGGAUCAACUAUACUGUAAAGUCGUCGGCUACGUUCAACCCGGCAAUACUCAUGCUGACGAGAAGUGGGAUAAAUCUAGUAAACCCCGGACCAGGACGGAGAAUAAUCGAGCAAGAUAACUCGAAUAUUACAACAACGCCUGAUUCCGCACAUUCAACUCAACUAAUAAACUCGGCGUCUUCUCCAAGUCUUGAGAAACCCUGGAUAACUCAUAUGAAUUGUAGAAGUAUUAUAUCUCACAUUGAUGAACUACGGGUAACUUUUAAACAUGAUUCUCCGCAGUGCAUUGCUAUUACGGAGACUUGGCUGAAUGAUUCAAUAUUUGACUUCGAAGUCGACAUUGCGGGAUAUACCGUACACCACCUCGACCGACAAAGUAGACGUAGGGGAGGAGGUGUUGCGUUCUACUUAUCUAAUGGUCUAAAAUGUAUCGUAGAAAAGACUUGGAGGAAAAUUUUGAAGCAAUCUGGAUAG
Paramuricea clavata is the source of this 648-nucleotide messenger RNA. Lineage: Eukaryota; Metazoa; Cnidaria; Anthozoa; Malacalcyonacea; Plexauridae. The record is from the annotation of a GenBank genome assembly.